This is a messenger RNA of Closterium sp. Naga37s-1, 1071 nucleotides long. The record is from the annotation of a GenBank genome assembly. Lineage: Eukaryota; Viridiplantae; Streptophyta; Zygnematophyceae; Desmidiales; Closteriaceae.
AUGGGGGGGGCUUGUGGUGGUGACUUGAGGGGCGCUUUUGUGGUCUCCGCUUUAGUGGUGGUGGUAGAGGUGGCCUCAGCAGAGGGGAUGGGGGUGGGGGACGCGUGUGGUGGGGGGGUGGAGGACGUGUGUGGUGGGGGGGUGGAGGACGUGUGUGGUGGGGGGGUGGAGGACGUGUGUGGUGGGGGGGUGGAGGACGUGUGUGGUGGGGGGGUGGAGGACGUGUGUGGUGGGGGGGUGGAGGACGUGUGUGGUGGGGGGGUGGAGGACGUGUGUGGUGGGGGGGUGGAGGACGUGUGUGGUGGGGGGGUGGAGGACGUGUGUGGUGGGGGGGUGGAGGACGUGUGUGGUGGGGGGGUGGAGGACGUGUGUGGUGGGGGGGUGGAGGACGUGUGUGGUGGGGGGUUGGAGGACGUGUGUGGUGGGGGGGUGGAGGACGCGUGUGGUGGGGGGGUGGAGGGCGACGAGGUCUUUAUAGAGGGAUCACGCAGGGAUGCAGGUGCUUGGGUUGGUGGGAUGGAGAGAAACGAGGCGAGAGAAGCGGCAGUGGCGGGUGAGGCGGCUGCUCCCGGUGGGAUGGUGAGUUGUAAGGAAACAGCUGCUCUCGCUCCUGCAGCAGCGACUGCCAUUGCUAAACCAGACAGUAAGGAAAGAGCUGCUCCCUCUGCUGCAGCACAGCACAGAGAUGGUAAGGAAAGAGCUGCUCCCUCUGCUGCAGCACAGCACAGAGAUGCUGUAUGGAGAGAGCUGCUCCCACUGCUGCAGCAGCGACUGCCAUUGCCAGACCUAAUACCACUCACCAUGCCUCUCUGCCACUCCUUGCAUCUGCUCGCACAGGUAAGGGAAGAGUUGCUCUCGCUCCUGCAGCAGCACCAUCCCCUCUCAGGCGAAAAGCCACUCCCAUCCAGGCAGUGCCGUCAACUGUGUGGUUUCCACCUAUGCCCAAUUACCAUGCCUCUCUGCCACCCCUCGCAUCUUGUCCCUCGGGUAAGGAAAGAGCUGCUCUCGCUCCUGCAGCAGCGCCUGCCAGCCGCUCGCCCCCAGGGAGAGAAGGGUUAUGAGGACGUCUAG